Columba livia (rock pigeon) is the source of this 1204-nucleotide messenger RNA. RefSeq names its product T-cell activation Rho GTPase-activating protein-like. The record is from RefSeq and is a predicted model, not a curated record. Gene Ontology annotation, biological process: signal transduction. Bases 294 to 1076 code for a protein of 260 amino acids. Gene Ontology annotation, molecular function: GTPase activator activity. The transcript is spliced from 9 exons. NCBI's taxonomy places the organism in Eukaryota, Metazoa, Chordata, Aves, Columbiformes, Columbidae.
GCAGCAGCAGCAGCAGCAGGAGGAGGGGGCUGCCCUGGCCCUUUGCUCUGCGGCACAGCCGGGCCGCUGCCCAGGCGCCAGGGCAGGUGGUCUCCGGCUGCAGCAGGGCACUGUUUGGCCAGCCCCUUGCAGCCCUCUGUGGGGAGGAUGGCACACUGCCCCAGCCCAUCCAGGAGCUGCUCGCUGUCCUGCAUCAGGAAGGACCAUCGACGGAGGGGAUAUUCCGCAGAGCCGCCAGCGGAACAGCAAUUCGGGAGCUGCGUGAGGCCCUGGACCGUGGCCUGGACACCGACAUGGGAAGCCAACCUGCAGAUCUGUUGGCCGUCGUCUUGAAGGACUUCCUCAGAAACAUCCCCUCCAAGCUCCUCAUGGAAGACCUGUAUGAGGAGUGGAUGGCAGCCAUGGAGAGGAGCAGCAUGGAGGAGAAGAUGGAAGAGCUGAAAGUGGUGGCCAAGAAGUUGCCAGCGGCCAAUCUGCUGCUCCUGAAGGAGCUGCUGUCCCUCCUCCAGCACAUUGGCCACAACGCAGCCACCAGCAAGAUGACCUUUAACAACCUGGCCAUCUGCGUUGGGCCCAAUCUGCUGAGCCCACCCAAGGAGGAGCUGCUGCCGCUGGACGCCCUGCUGCAGGUCACACAGAAGGUGAACGUGCUGGUGGAGUUUAUGAUGGAGAACUACGGCAACAUCUUUGGGGAGGAGACAGCUGGUCUCUCCUGUCUAUCGGUGAAGGAGUCACCAGUACCCAUGAAAAGAUCCACACAUGGGCAUGUGGAAGAGCAAAGUGGCCCUACAGGCAGAGCAGACAAGGACCACCAGGCACCUUCAUCUUUCCCUCCAACCACCACUGGAAGUGUGGCAGAGUCCCUGGGGCUCCCGGAAGAGCUGAGGAGCCUUUCAGAGGAUAGAAGGUUUGAAGGCUCUCCCCAGGAUGAGGAAAAGAGAAGGAACAGGAAGAGAAAACACACCUGUGGAGAUUACAGUGACAACAACGUGGAAAAGAAGAGGAGGAAGAUGUUUGGGGAUGGAAAACUAAGAAGACGGAGGAUGGUGCCAAGGCUCAGGAAGCCCAGGUCCUGAUUUCAUGUUAAGAGUUGAAUCCCUAUGUUUUGUGCUGUUGAUGUUCACAAUAAAGUGUUUUUAAAGUCACAAGAAAAUGUUUUUAAAAUGUUUUUAAGUGUUUAAAAUGUUCACAAUAAAGUGUUUUU